Felis catus (domestic cat) is the source of this 16488-nucleotide messenger RNA. RefSeq names its product Ral GTPase activating protein catalytic subunit alpha 1 (gene RALGAPA1). NCBI's taxonomy places the organism in Eukaryota, Metazoa, Chordata, Mammalia, Carnivora, Felidae. The record is from RefSeq and is a predicted model, not a curated record. The transcript has 40 exons. Gene Ontology annotation, molecular function: GTPase activator activity. Gene Ontology annotation, cellular component: nucleus; cytoplasm. Gene Ontology annotation, biological process: regulation of small GTPase mediated signal transduction; positive regulation of GTPase activity. Bases 487 to 8001 code for a protein of 2504 amino acids.
GGCAGAGUCGUGAAACCACAUCACCGCGCUCAUCUCCGUUUCGGCCUGUGCAGGGUCUAAGCUGCUAAAGAAGCUUUAACCUUAAGGGGGCCUCAGGGAGAGAGGAGUUGUGCUGCCGCUGCCGAGAGCCCCACCUCCGCGGCUCCCGGUCCCGGGUCCCGGCCUGUGGCGGCGAGAGGCGGCCUCAGGAGGCAGUGGAGGCGACGGCGGCCGACCUGCCCGGGUCUCCCUCGCUCCGUGCAGGACUGGGAGAGGGUAUCCGCCAUAUUGGAGCCGGAACCGAAGGUGCUUUGCAGCCGCGGCGCGAGGCGGGAGGAGGUGGCGGCCCUGGCCUGGAUGUGAGAGGAGUCGGCUGCGCCGGGGCCCGCAAGCCUGGGGAGUGAAUGAGCUGCUUAGGCUAGUAUCCUCCCCGCCCACUCUCUCCACUUUCCGCCGCCGGGGCCGGGCCGGAGUCCCCGAGUCGGCUGUGGCGGCGGCAGCGGCAGGAUGUUCUCCAAGAAGCCGCACGGGGACGUGAAGAAGUCUACCCAGAAGGUGCUGGACACCAAGAAGGACGCGCUGACCCGUCUCAAGCACCUGCGCAUCGUCAUCGAGAAUGCAGAGUCUAUCGAUCUUAAACAGUUUUUUGACCAACAUUUUUCACAUAUAUAUUAUGUGUUCUUUGAGAAUUUUGUGACUAUUGAAGCUAGUCUGAAACAGAAAGGUCACAAAUCUCAAAGGGAGGAAUUGGAUGCUAUACUUUUUAUUUUUGAGAAAAUUUUACAACUUCUUCCAGAAAGAAUUCAUCAGCGAUGGCAGUUUCAUAGUAUUGGAUUGAUUUUAAAGAAACUACUCCACACAGGAAACUCCUUGAAGAUCAGGCGGGAAGGUGUUCGUCUUUUUUUAUUAUGGUUACAAGCUCUUCAGAAUAACUGUAGCAAAGAACAACUUUGGAUGUUUUCUUGCUUAAUUCCCGGAUUUUCAGCACUACAAUCUGAACAUGGACCUCGAACUUUAGAUAAUCUCAUUAAUCCUCCACUCAACCUUCAAGAAACUCAAGUCACUAUAGAGGAAAUCACUCCUCUUGUCCCCCCACAAUCAGGAGACAAAGGACAAGAAGAUCUCACAAGCUAUUUUCUUGAAGCACUUUUAAAAUAUAUAGUAAUUCAGGUAAAAAGUUUAGAAUGGAAGAACAAAGAAAACCAAGAAAGGGGAUUUUCAUUUUUGUUUUCACAUUUUAAGAAAUAUUACUUGCCUUAUAUUUUCCCAAACAUCUGCAAGGAGAAUAGUUUAUAUCAUCCUGUACUUGAUAUCCCACAGGUGAGACCAAAGCCACAUUAUGUUAUGAUAAAGAAGGAUGCUGAAACCAAUGAAGCAAUCUAUUGUACAAAGGAGCCUUUCAUUAAGGCUCGGGUUAUUGUCAUUCGUUGGCUGGUUUCUUUCUGGCUUGAGCCAAAGCCACAUACAGGACCUCAUAUUCCUGGGAUGGAAGGUGAAGUCUUGCCAAAGAAUAUUCAGAGAGCAGCUGCUAGUUUGGUAUCCAGAGAAGAAAACAAAAAUGAUAAUGCUGAUAAAGCAGAUAGAACUACAGAACCAGAACAGUCCCAUUCUAAUACAAGCACUCUCACGGAGCGAGAACCUAGCUCAUCUAGUCUCUGCAGUAUUGAUGAAGAACAUCUCACAGACAUUGAAAUAGUUCGCAGAGUUUUUUCUUCUAAAAGAAGUAAUGUAAACUUUGUCACAGAGAUAUUUCGUCAGGCAUUUUUGUUACCAAUUUGUGAAGCAGCAGCUAUGAGAAAAGUGGUAAAAGUAUAUCAAGAAUGGAUCCAGCAAGAAGAAAAACCUUUGUUUAUGCAAGAGCCUGAAGAAAUUGUGAUCUCCUCUUCAGACUUACCUUGUAUUGACAAUGUCACAGACCGUGUUAUUUCAAUGGAAGAAGGAGAAAAGAGAGAAGAGGAAAAUGGGACUGAUGUUGCUGAUCAUGUUCGAAAUUCUACUUGGACAAAAAAUGGCACCUACCAAGAUGUUCUUCAUAAUGCCUCCGAAGAAGCCACAGAACAAAACAUACGAGCUGGUACCCAGGCAGUUUUGCAGGUGUUUAUUAUAAACUCAUCAAACAUAUUUCUUCUUGAACCUGCAAAUGAAAUUAAAAACCUUCUGGAUGAGCACACAGAUAUGUGUAAACGCAUUCUUAACAUUUAUCGGUUCAUGGUUGUGCAAGUAUCAAUGGACAAAAAAACUUGGGAACAGAUGCUGCUUGUGUUGCUCAGAGUCACGGAGUCUGUACUGAAGAUGCCAUCACAAGCUUUUCUACAGUUCCAGGGGAAAAAAAAUAUGACCUUGGCAGGUCGACUUGCAGGACCACUUUUCCAGACUCUUAUCGUUGCCUGGAUCAAAGCAAAUCUAAAUGUGUACAUCUCUCGAGAACUAUGGGAUGACUUACUCUCAGUAUUAUCAUCAUUGACCUAUUGGGAGGAGUUAGCCACUGAGUGGUCACUGACUAUGGAAACACUAACUAAAGUUUUAGCUAGAAAUUUAUAUAGUUUGGAUCUCAGUGAUUUACCAUUGGAUAAGCUGAGUGAACAGAAGCAAAAAAAGCACAAAGGGAAAGGAGUUGGACAUGAAUUUCAGAAAGUUUCAGUUGACAAGUCAUUUUCUAGAGGAUGGAGUCGUGAUCAGCCUGGCCAAGCCCCAAUGAGACAGAGAAGUGCAACAACUACUGGGUCCCCAGGAACUGAAAAGGCAAGGAGUAUAGUACGGCAAAAAACUGUUGCCAUGAGAAGCCGAUCCAUUGGUGAAUGUGCUCUGCCAUCGGCCUAUAUACGCAGUGCUAAAAGUGCUCCUGUUCUGAUCCAUACUUCCAAACCCUUCUUGCCUGAUAUUGUUCUCACUCCCCUUUCUGAUGAGCUUUCAGAUAUUGAUGAUGCUCAAAUACUUCCCCGCCCAACUAGAGUCAGACAUUUUUCACAAAGUGAAGACACUGGAAAUGAAGUUUUUGGUGCUUUGAAUGAGGAACAGCCAUUGCCUCGAAGUAGCAGCACUUCUGACAUCUUGGAACCAUUCACUGUUGAACGAGCCAAAGGUGCAGUUCCUGUCAUUGACAGUUCAUCCCGUCAUGCGCCAAGCUUGCAGAGUUCCACAGAGGCUUCUUCAAUAACUAGAUCCACUGAAAGCCACAUCACUGAUACUCAUAGUAGAGAGUCUUCUCUGGAAGUUGGUGAUAGCAUAUAUGAUCAUCUUUGUCACUUAAUAGAUCCGGUAGAACUUGCAGAUUCAGCUUUUGAACAAAUCCAGUACAUUGACCUUGAAGGAGAUGACGAUCUUCUUUCCUCCCUGAAAGAAUAUUUUAAGGAAAACCAGGAAAAUCAUAGUAGAAAUGAGUUAGGUAAAGAUGUAGCUUCUCAGGAAUUGAUUGUUGGAGUAAAUAGGGAUGAACAGUCAUCCUUAGAUAAAUUAGAAUACAUAGACCAGGAAAGUAAAUCAGAAAAUAUCACCUCUUUUGUUGGGACUCCUGAAAACAUUCAGUUUCAAAAAGAACCAAACUCCGCUGUCUUCGUGAGUAGUAUUGCACCUAACCAGUUAGACAGUUUUAUGAGAACAAAAACUUAUGAAAAAGCUAAGGAACUAAACAGUGAUAAACAGUCAUCAGAACCUAAUUCAGGUAGCCCUUGUGAUAAAGAAAUGAGGAAACACCUGUAUAGACAAACAGCCACAGAAUUAGAUGCCUGUGUAGAUACAACGCUAGCUGAAAAGGUUAAGGGUGUGCAAAUUAAUGAAAAAAUCACUGUCCCACAUGUUAUGCAUGCCAAGAAAACUACACUAAAAACACCUGUUAACCACAGACUGCCUCAUGUUACAAACACUAGCAAGCUUUCUCCAACUAAAAGGAGCUUGUCUGAAACAGUAACUCCUAGAGCCAAAAUCAUGAAAAUUACUACUAAAAAACGAAAUACUGUUCAUGUUACUUUUAGACCAUCUACUGAGUCAGUUCAGUUUUAUAAUCCUCUGGAAAACAAAGAGGCUCCAUGGAAGAUGAGACUGCGGAAGCUUGGUGGUUUUAGUAGUAGUAGUAAUAGCAACAGCAGCACCAGCAACCCCCAUGCCAGCUCAAAUAGUUUUACAGAGAUAGUGAAACCUGGUGUGUACAGGCCUCUAGAUUCAGUUGGUACAGCAUCAGUAAGUAGCAAAACAAGUAAGGAAUCUACAGAGAUUCCCACCACUAUAUUACAAAAAGAAGGAAUUGCAAGUAAUCAGUUAGGUAGUCGUAGUACUCUUAGGUCAUCAAGUCAUGAGGCAGGACUACAGCAGGGCUCCCUGGGUGGCGUUUAUAAAACUGUUGUACAUGCUCUUUCGAAGCCGAAGGCAAAUGUUUCCCCACAGAGGCAGAACAGAAUGCCACCAGAGGCUCCACUGAGGGAUCUGUACAGUCAUGUAAUGGGCUAUUUUGGAAGGAAAGCUGCAGUCAAUAAAGAGGACAUGAGCCCAAAACUGCCCCCUCUUAAUAGUGAUAUUGGCAGCAGCAAUGCUAAUGUUCCUGAUCUGAUGGAUGAAUUUAUAGCAGAACGACUUCGAAGUGGUAAUGCCUCAACUAUGACAAGAAGGGGAAGUAGUCCAGGCAGUCUUGAAAUUCCCAAAGACCUCCCUGAUGUUCUAAACAAGCAAAACCAAAUGCGCCCUAUUGAUGACCCAGGUGUGCCCUCAGAGUGGACUUCUCCUGCCAGUGCAGGGAGCAGUGAUCUUAUCAGCUCAGAUAGUCAUUCGGAUUCUUUCAGCGCUUUCCAAUACGAUGGCCGAAAAUUUGACAAUUUUGGCUUUGGAGCUGAUGCUGGGAUUGCAUCCUCUGCUGAUGUGGACUCAGGUUCUGGCCAUCACCAAAGUGCUGAAGAGCAAGAAGUGGCUAGUCUAACCACACUUCAGUUGGAUUCUGAAACAAGCAGUCUUAAUCAACAAGCUUUCUCCGCUGAAGUUGCAACGGUUACUGGUUCAGAAAGUGCUUCUCCAGUCCAUUCAGCUCUGGGAUCCAGGUCACAGACGCCUUCUCCUUCCACACUGAAUAUAGAUCACAUGGAACAGAAAGAUCUGCAGCUUGAUGAGAAGCUCCACCAUUCUGUUCUUCAGACGCCAGAUGACCUAGAAAUCAGUGAAUUUCCAUCUGAAUGUUGUAGUGUGAUGGCAGGGGGUACACUCACAGGAUGGCAUGCUGAUGUUGCUACUGUAAUGUGGCGAAGAAUGCUAGGCAUUUUGGGAGAUGUCAACGCUAUUAUGGAUCCUGAAAUACAUGCCCAAGUUUUUGAUUACCUCUGUGAGCUUUGGCAAAAUCUAGCUAAGAUUAGAGAUAAUCUUGGCAUUUCAACUGAUAACCUGACCUCCCCUUCACCACCAGUUUUGAUUCCUCCACUGAGAAUUCUUACACCUUGGCUUUUCAAGGCAACCAUGUUGACUGAUAAAUAUAAACAAGGUAAAUUACAUGCUUACAAACUUAUUUGUAAUACAAUGAAAAGAAGACAAGAUGUUUCUCCAAAUAGAGAUUUUCUAACACAUUUCUACAAUAUAAUGCAUUGUGGAUUACUUCAUAUUGAUCAGGAUAUUGUCAAUACAAUCAUCAAGCACUGCUCACCUCAGUUUUUUUCACUUGGUUUGCCUGGUGCCACAAUGCUUAUUAUGGAUUUUAUUGUAGCAGCUGGUAGAGUGGCUUCUUCAGCAUUUCUCAAUGCACCAAGAGUGGAAGCACAAGUUCUUCUGGGAUCCUUGGUUUGUUUUCCUAACUUAUAUUGUGAACUCCCUGCUCUCCAUCCCAACAUUCCUGAUAUUGCCAUGUCUCAGUUUACAGAUGUUAAGGAACUUAUAAUCAAAACUGUAUUAAGCUCAGCAAGAGAUGAGCCCUCUGGCCCUGCACGAUGUGUAGCACUGUGCAGUUUAGGUAUUUGGAUUUGUGAAGAACUAGUCCAUGAGUCUCAUCAUCCUCAAAUUAAGGAAGCUCUGAAUGUAAUUUGUGUUUCCCUAAAGUUUACCAAUAAAACAGUAGCCCAUGUAGCUUGUAACAUGCUUCACAUGCUGGUUCAUUAUGUACCUAGACUUCAGAUUUACCAACCUGAUUCUCCCUUGAAAAUUAUUCAAAUCCUAAUAGCCACUAUUACCCAUCUUUUGCCAAGUACAGAAGCUUCAUCUUAUGAAAUGGAUAAGAGGUUGGUUGUAUCCUUACUUCUGUGCCUCCUGGACUGGAUCAUGGCCUUACCUCUAAAGACACUGCUCCAACCAGUCCAUGCUACAGGAGCAGAAAAUGAUAAAAUAGAAAAAUCUGUCCUCAAUUGCAUUUAUAAGGUAUUACAUGGGUGUGUUUAUGGAGCUCAGUGUUUUAGCAAUCCAAGGUAUUUUCCAAUGAGCCUCUCUGACUUGGCAUCUGUAGAUUAUGACCCUUUUAUGCAUUUGGAAAGUCUGAAAGAGCCUGAACCUCUUCACUCUCCAGAUUCAGAACGAUCUUCUAAACUUCAGCCAGUGACAGAAGUGAAAACUCAGAUGCAACAAGGAUUAAUCUCUAUAGCCGCCCGCACUGUUAUUACACAUCUGGUAAAUCACUUGGGCCAUUAUCCAAUGAGUGGUGGUCCUGCUAUGUUAACAAGUCAGGUGUGUGAAAAUCAUGACAAUCAUUACAGUGAAAGUACUGAACUUUCUCCUGAACUUUUUGAGAGUCCAAAUAUCCAGUUCUUUGUGUUGAACAAUACAACCUUAGUGUCCUGUAUCCAGAUCAGAUCAGAAGAGAGUAUACCUGGAGGAGGUUUAUCAGCUGGCCUUGCAUCAGCCAAUUCAAAUGUCAGAAUCAUAGUACGUGAUCUCUCCGGAAAAUAUUCCUGGGAUUCUGCCAUCCUGUAUGGACCACCUCCUGUAAGUGGCUUGUCAGAACCUACAUCUCUCAUACUUUCAUCAUCUCGUCAAGAGAAGGCCGAAGAGCCUCCUACAUCUAAUGAAUGCUUAGAAGAUAUAACAGUAAAUGAUGGGGUUUCCCUCCAGUUUAAAAGAGGAUUUAGAGAAACUGUACCAACUUGGGAUACCAUAAGAGAUGAAGAAGAUGUUCUUGAUGAGCUUUUGCAAUAUUUAGGUAUAACUAGUCCUGAAUGCUUACAGAGAACUGGAAUUUCACUUAAUAUUCCUGCUCCACAACCUGUGUGCAUUUCUGAAAAACAGGAAAAUGAUGUUAUUAAUGCUAUCCUUAAGCAGCAUACAGAGGAAAAAGAAUUUGUUGAGAAACACUUUAAUGACUUAAACAUGAAAGCUGUGGAGCAAGAUGAACCAACACCUCAAAAGCCUCAGUCAGCAUUUUAUUAUUGCAGAUUGCUUCUUAGCAUAUUGGGAAUGAACUCCUGGGACAAAAGGAGGAGCUUUCAUCUCCUGAAGAAAAAUGAGAAACUACUGAGAGAACUUAGGAACUUGGAUUCCAGACAGUGUCGAGAGACUCACAAGAUCGCAGUGUUCUAUGUUGCUGAAGGACAAGAAGACAAACAUUCCAUUCUCACCAAUACAGGUGGAAGUCAAGCAUAUGAAGAUUUUGUAGCCGGUCUUGGUUGGGAGGUCAAUCUUACAAACCACUGUGGUUUCAUGGGAGGACUACAAAAAAACAAAAGCACUGGAUUGACCACACCGUAUUUUGCUACCUCCACAGUAGAAGUAAUAUUUCAUGUAUCAACAAGAAUGCCUUCUGAUACUGAUGACUCUUUGACCAAAAAAUUGAGACAUUUGGGAAAUGAUGAAGUACACAUUGUUUGGUCAGAGCAUACUAGAGACUACAGGAGAGGAAUUAUUCCUACAGAAUUUGGUGAUGUCCUUAUUGUCAUAUAUCCAAUGAAAAAUCACAUGUUCAGUAUCCAGAUAAUGAAAAAACCAGAGGUUCCCUUCUUUGGUCCACUUUUUGAUGGUGCUAUUGUGAAUGGAAAAGUUCUACCCAUUAUGGUUCGAGCAACAGCUAUAAAUGCAAGCCGUGCUCUAAAAUCUCUGAUUCCACUGUAUCAAAACUUGUAUCCUUUUUGACAGUAUGGUUUCUACUCUAAUACAUGUCUGCUUUCCAAGUCUGAUAGUACAUUGGCUUCACAACAAAAAUAGCAAAGGAAAGGAAAGCACCUCACCAUCUCUUACCUGCUUUGUCGAAUCCAGAGUGGCAGUGUGGUCUGCGUAUGCCAACCUUUUUUGUUUGUUUGUUUGUUUGUUUGUUUUGAGAGAGAGCAUGAGUGGGAGAGGGGCAGAAAGAAAGGGAGACAGAGAAUCCCAAGCAGGCUCCGUGCUGUCUGCACAGAGCCCAGUGUGGGGCUCAAUCCCAUGAACCGCAAGUCAACAGGAGCCAAAAUGAAGAGUCUGACGCUCAACCGAGGCGCCCCUACAUAUGCCACUGAGCCACCCAGGCGCCCCUACAUAUGCCAGUCUUAACAAUUGGUUCAUAUCAUAGUGUAACAGAAAGAAGGUAGAGAACUCUAUCGGGUAUUGAGCAAAAAGUCUUUAAAAAUAACAAAACUUGGGGCGCCUGGGUGGUUCAGUCAGUUAAGCAGACUCUUGAUUUCGACUCAGAUCAUGAUCUCACAGUUUGUGGGAUCAAGCUUCACACUGGGCUCUGCACUAACAGCGUGGAGCCUGCUUGGGAUUCGCUCCCUCCUGUCUGUCUGUCUCUCUCUCUCUCUCUCUCUCUCAAAAAUAAAUAAAAAAUUUAAAAAAAUCAUAGAACUUGAAGUUUCUUUACUUCCAUCUUUAUUAAAUUCUUACCUGUGAUAGAACAGGGAUUUUUUUUUCUGUUAAACCCUUACGUUUUUUUUUUUUUUUUUUGAUUGGUGAUUAAGGUGCACUGGUAUGGACAUAUUAUCAUUCACUACACCUACUACAUAUUUUACAAGUUUUAUUUUAGUCUUUGUUUAAUAUAAAAACAGAUUUAGAUGCUAUUUGGGGAUUUCAGAUAGCAAAGAAUGAAGGAUGUAAAGCUGAAAUUAGUCUUUAACCUUGUUUGACAUAGGAAUUGCAGUGCUUUUAAUCCAUUCUUUUCCUUUUACUAAACAUAAGGGCUUUUGCCAUUGAAUUUUUAAUAACUCAAUAAUGGAAUUAAAAUUAAACUAUGGGUCACAAAUCUCCCCAUUUUCUUCUAACUGCUUUUUCCUCUCAAACACUAGAAUACAGCCUAUUUAAAUCUUAACUUUUGCUUGCCAAACCACUGUUACCGUCCAUCUGUUCAUGCCAAUUGUAAAGAAGGUUCGGUUUUUAGUGAAGCUUUGCAUUUCACAUAAGGUAUGUGAAGUGAAAUUUCACAAGGGACAUGAUGGAUCCUGAUUCUUAGUGAUAAACCUUUGGGGCCAUCAGGGUUGGCAUAUGGUCCAGUAUGAUAUGAAGGCUUGGGUUCCCUGGCUUCACUUCUUUGGCGUGAAGCUGAUAAAACCUGGCUCUUGAGUAUUAUUUCACUGGACACCAAUCAUGGGCAGCAGGAACUGCCCAUUUAACUCUCUGUGGGAAGGAAGCCCAGAGAGCAUUCACAAUGGUACCAUUGUCGAGUUGCAAACUGCUCUGAACAGCUUGACAGCACUAGGGAGGAGGGGAAGGGGUUGCUUUACUAAUUGCUGUUCAGAAAAGAGAAGGAGCAAAAAUAGCUGUUGUAGAACUGAUGUUUCUACAUUUACUGUCUUGAUAGGAGUGUUGACUUUUAUUUAGCACAUACCUACUAUCAAAAAGAAAGCAAAUAAAUAUAUUUAAGCAACCACCUGGAGUAAUGCCUUGUUAACAUGCCAUUAUCUAUUUUAAACCCACCAGAUUAUAGCAGAGCAAAAGUCAGUUUAGCUUUAUGAUAUUUUUAUGUUUAGAUAAAAACAAUAUAUUUUUUUAAUCUUCACAAAAAUUUUUUUUGAAUUUAAAAGAAGGGAAAAUGAAUUAAAAACCACCACAAUUAAUGUAUCAGAUAAAGUUAAAGACAAACUUGGCUUAAUUUCCUUUAUACUAUGCUUUUUAGAAUUCCCAAAUAUCAUCUGAAUACCUAUAAGCUGUAUUAAUGUAGAAAUGCAAAUUAAUCUUAUGCAUAACAAUUGCAAGUGCUAAAAUAAUCAUUAUAGAUAAACUAGUCAGCAAAUCUUAAGGUUAAAUACCAGAUUUAUCAUUUAAAUGGGUAGCUGGUAACUAUUUCAGUCACUCCUGGUUCUCUCUCCUUGAAGUCUGUUUCGAGUAUCUUUAAAAAUAUGAGGGUUUCCCUUUUUAUGAAGCACUGUGGGCCAUGAUAUUUGUAUAAACACUACUCUUGGUGUUUGCAUUUUCUGGUCAGUCAAAUCAAGCAGUUGGUGGUUCUGAUCCAAAGAAACAAUGAUCUACAACCAAUCCUAAAAAAAAAUUAGAGGUUUUUUAAGCCUACAGUAUAUUUCCAUAGAUGAUUAUUUCAUCUGAACUUAAGUUGACCAAAUUAUAUUGCAAUAUUAUACCUUAUGCAACAACAUGUCCUUUAAAAGGAUCAGAGAGAUAUUUUCAGAAAACUUUUUUAGUUUAUAAUUUUUUUUAACGGGAUGCUCUUGCUAAGUUGGUGGAAAAUCAAAUGCAUGUUUUGUGAAAUGGUAACAGUCUGUAAAAGGUACUAGUGGUCCAUCUCCUCAUGUCCCCUUAAAUGCUUUUAGUAAAUGGACACCAGUGCAGUAUUUCAAAACCAGUAAUUCAUUGAAUGCCCAUUCUUCCUUUUACUGCAGAGUAGAUUAUAUUUAAGUCAAGAUUAAUGGGUAGAUUUUGAUGUUAAAGUCCAGUCUCUAAGCCCAUCAUUCCCUAGGGGCAUAUAGUGCAUUAGUUUAAGCCAAUAUACUGUUUAUCAUAGAUUCUAUGACACAGUCUUAAAUGACAGUUUGUUGUACUUUGUAACUACUUACCAUGAUAAUAAAUCACUUUUUCUGUACUCCUGAUAAUUACAGCAUUUAAACAAAAUCUUAAUUAAGUUAGUACACAUUUAGGGAGAGAUAACACGUAAGUAAUUGUACACUGUAAAAUUUCACUUAUUUAGUAAUUUUUUUCCCUUUUGUAGUCUUCUAACAAGAGUCCAAGUUUAGUAUUUAGUUCAAACACCUAAGUUCAUUUCCUCAACUUUAAUGUAUUGAAAUUUUUGUUACCAAAAGGAACAAUACAGAUUGUUUCUAGUCAUCCCCCAAUGUUUUUUAAACUCUUAAUCUAACACUUGUGAUUCUGAAGCAGUUCUGUUGACUGUGAAAGUCUUGUUAUUAUGUACGGUAACAUUUUUAAGUACAUCUUACCAAGAAUGAAAGUCUAAAAUUUUAACUUCAUAUUAAAUUUGAAAUCUAGGUAACUUAGUUUUUCUUUUAGAUGUUUUACUUCAUUCAACUUUCAUGAAAGUGGAAUAGAUACACAUAUUCCAUAAUCAUAUUAGUGCUUUUUAGAAACCAUCAGUGAUUAUUGGAUUAUUAAAUCAGGAAGGAUUUUUAGAACCUUUAGGGAGGUUUAAAUUUUUAAUCCUAUUUAUUUAAGGUUAAUCUUUUUAAAUGUAUUUACAUGAACUUUGGUAGAAUUGGGCUUAUCAACUUUUUACUUAAUGUUUUCAUUUAGUAAUUGGCUGAUUUAUGAGCAAUUAUAUAUGGUCCAAAUUUUAUUCAACUCCAGCUUUCAAUAAUAGGACUAUCCUCACACUGCCUUAGCACCUGUUAUGGAUUUUGAGUCAUCUGGCAGCCCAUGGGACUUAGAUAAAGAAGUACCAGGUGUCCUGCCUGUCUCCUAAUUGAGACGCAGUGAAAACAAUAUAGACUUGGCAGUAUGGUUAAAAGGAUGGAUUAAAGCCCAGCUUUGUCUACUCUGACAAAUCACAGCUUUUCCCUCAUUGCGUAGUGGCAACUACUAAAGAAUUUGAUUAAUAUAAUGCAUCAUAAAAAUCAUACACAAUAAUUUGUUAUGACCUGUUGCAGACUUUCAGAAGAAUUUCUAUUAACAUAGUACAAAUAAACAAUAUUAAUACCAAGAUUUGUUCUAUUGGGGGAAUUUUAUUUUUACUGAAUAUGAGCUACACUUCAUGUUUCUUGAUGAAAUUAGCUACUGUAAGAAAGAAAUGGACUAUUAAUUUACCAGAUGCUUUAUAAUGUAAGCAAGUAUAUUACUUUCAUCUUAUAGGUGAGCCAUGCCUAGUAAAUAGUUCAUGGGAUACUUAAUUGCCCUGUAUAUUUCAAGAAAACAUGUCCCUUUAUUACUGCAAAUAAAUUAGCCACACGAUCCUUGAGAUGUACUUGCAAAAUAUAUCUACAUAUAUCCUAUAUCAAUAAAAUUAUUUUUCAUUAUUUCUCUAAGACCCUGUGUAAGGACAUCGCUUCAGAAUAUUUGAAGAUAUUUCAGGGCCUUUUCGAACUAAAAAGCCAAAUGUGGUUUAUUUUCUCAUUUUUAUUAGAGUGUGCCAAGAAUUUUUAUGUAUUAUAUAUAAUGUUCUUGUAUAUAAACAUCUUUCAAAAAUUGCCAGUCCUCAAAUUUAAGCUAACAUUUUGUUGGCCAUACUUGAACUAACUAAAAUGCUUCCUAUACCUUUCUUUUCUCCAUACAAAACUGAAAUCAUUGAGAUUGGAUAUAGAAAAGAGCACUGGACUAUUAAAUGACCAAAGUUCUAAUGCUGACUCUACAUAUCAGCAGCUUUGUUUUUCUGAGCAAAUCUAUGUUUGUAUUCUCCAUCCAGGCAAGGCUUAUUGUGAAUAAACGUAUUAUAACGAUUUUGCUAAGCUUACUGAAAGAAAUGUUGGUAGAUGAUUGUUGUAUACUUCCUCUAGUUCGGACUGUCCCAAAAUACUCUCAAUAAAUGAUGCCCUGGCAUGCCUCUCAAGAUAGUCUUUUUAAAAACCUAAAUAUUUAAAAUUCUGAGUAUUAUUUUUCAAGGGUGUUAUUACCUGUGUUCUUAUAGUGUGCCAGAGCAGUUUUGGAAAUCUGCCUAAAAUGGUUUUGAAAUUACCCUUCGCUGAUUUUUAUCUAGAGAUUUUCUUGACAUUUCUUCCCUUUCUCCUUUCUUUACAGAUGGCCAUUGAAAUGAAUAGAAAUAGUUUAUUAACUAAAUUUGUUGUCUCAUACCACUGUAGAAUUUAUGCAAAAUUUAAAGAUUUUUUUUUUAAGUUUAUUUAUUUAUUUUGGGAGAGAGAGGGAGAGAGAGACAAUCCCAAGCAAGCUCUGCACUGUCAGCAUUGAGGCCAGCUAGGGCUUAAACUCACGAACCAUGAGAUCAUGACCUGAGCCAAAACCAAGAGUUGGAUGCUUAACCAGUUGAGCCACCCAGGCACCCCAAAGAUUUCUUUAAAUUUAAAAAGUUGUCACAACCAAUGGGGUAAAACAUUUCAGUGCUAAAUUGUAAUGAGUUGUAAUUACUUUCAAGAUUUAUAGGAUUUCUUCUUUAACAAUUAUGAUUUUUUUUAAGUUAUUAGUUUUCUUUUUUCUUAAUGUUAUACCUUAUGUAUAUAUAUGUUGUAUUUUAUUCACUUUUUCUUCUUCCAGAGAAGGUCAGCAAGAUCAAGGGUGGGAUGGAACCAAACUUUCUCACAAGGAUUCAAACUCUGUCUCUAAAUCCAAUCUUAGGAAAGUCCCAACUAUAUUGGCCCCAAAAGGUUUUGCUUCUGGAGAUCUAAAUUGGGGUUCAAGGAAGGGGUUGUUUGCAUAACAGUCUUCUAAUCGACUGUGAAAACUUUAUUCAUUCCUUCUAUAAUUUAUAAACAUCAAGUACUUCUGGUCUUGUGUUAGGUGCUGGAUAUAGAAAGAUAAUAAAAGACAUGGCCUCUGGCCCCAUGACAUUAGUGUCCCUGCUAGUUUGUUAGGAGAACAAGCACAAAGACAAAGGCAUACUUGGGAGGGGGCGGGUGCCUGGGUGGCUCAGUCUGUCAGGCGUCCAACUCUUGAUCUUGAUUGAUCUCAGCUCAGGAACUUGAUCUCAAGGUUGUGAGUUCAAGCCCUGCAUUGGGCAUGAAGCCUACACGGGGAGGGGGACGGGGUGGGGGAGGAAGUGGCAGGAGCAUACUUAUUAUUUAGUAACUGGUGCUGAAAAAAGGGAGGAAGCCCUGAUUUGUGGCAUUUGUCGAGUCCUAUGAUGUGAAAACUUUCACCAUAGCCAAUUUCAGUCUACCAGCCAUCUUAGAAAUGUGGUGAAUAUCAUAAGUAGUACUCUCCAAUUUUUUUUUUAAUAGGCAGAAUUCUCCCUCUGUUCUUGGGAAAAUCUAUACAAAAAAAGGAAAUAAAAUUCCUAUGUGCUAAAACAGCAAAGAAAUCACAGAAAUAUAUGAGUGCAGGCAAGUGCUUAACUAAAUUAGGAAUUUCAGAAUGGGCCUUAAAUCCCUGAGGCUAUGAUAUUGAGUACAGAUAUAAACAUUCCAUACUUUGCCUUCACUUUAAAAGGAGCCAAUAUUUUUUAUCUUGUUUAGGAAAGAAAACCUUAAAUCUGAACUUAAGAGGAAAUUAAGUGGUGAUAGGUCUCAUAUAUAUGUUUACAAUUAUAAUUUUCAUUACUCCUUUUUGUGAAAAAUGCUUCAUAUUCUUCCUAUGUGCAUUAUAAUGUAUACAUACACACUUCCAUUUUUUUUUUGAGACUAGUCACAAAUUACAGUUGAGCUAAAUGUUUGUAAAAUCUAUUUGCCAUGCCAUGAAAGUAGUGAUCACAAAACUGAAGGUUUUGCCCUUAUCUAGCUAGCUAGCUAGCUAUCUAGAGCAAGCAAGCCAGUGGGGGAGAGGGACAGAGAGAGAGAGGAAGAGAAUCUCAGACAGGCUCCACACUCAGUGCGGAAUCUGAUGCGGGGCUUCAUCCCACAACCCUGGGAUCAUGAUCUGAGCCAGAGUCAAGAAUCCCAGAUGCUUAGCCAACUGAGCCACCCAGGCACCCUGAAAGUUUUGCCUUUUCUAACAGUAAAAGCAGUUCAGAAUCAUAUUAAGAAAAUUGUAGAGAAUGAAGGGUUGUUGCUUCUUCAAAACCAAAUCUACCUUUUGGGGCGCCUGGGUAGCUCAGUCAGUUAAGCAUCUGACUCUUGAUUUCAGCUCAGGUCAUGAUCUCACGGUUCAUGAGUUCGAGCCCCAUGUCAGGUUCUGUGCUGAUGGUACAGAGCCUGCUUGGGAUUCUCUCUUCAUCCCUCUCUUUCUACCCUGCGCACACUCUCUCUCAAACUUAAAAAAAAAAAAAAUCUACCUUUCGUGUAUCAUCCCUGUACACUAGUAAAAUUGAAAAAUGUAUUAUCCUCCUGCAGUAGCUUUUCUUCAUAUUUUUUUCUCAUGAGAAAUCCGUUUCCUCUCAUCAAAAUAGGUCAAAAGGCCCUCAGUACAUACCACAAACAAGAAAUAUUAUCAGAGUUCUUGUACAUAAAUACAGGUAUAUUUCGUAAACAGACAUCGAAAAUUGCCCUCAGGGAGACAGCACCUGCUAUUUACAAAGACUUGAGCCAAAAGCCAGAAAAACCAUUUUCAGCACAGAUGUAGGGGGACUUUUGGGUUACCCCAUAUUUAUAUCCUUUAUCUUCAAUAUCCUUAUUACAUAAAUAGGAGCAGGUGGUGGUAUCCCCAUUUAACAUAUAGAAAAACUGCAGCACGGAGAAUUCAUGCAUCUCUUUCCAGGACCGGGCAGAAAUUGAACCCUAGUUCUUGACAGCUGGUCUUGAUACAGUGACACAGAGCCAUAAAUAAUUUCAUAUGUAAGUUUAGAAUCAAAAGUAGUUACUUAAAAUGAAUAAUAAUGUUAAGCACAGAUUAGGUUUAAAGUAUUUAUACUACAGAAAAUGUUUAGUUCCCUUUAUUAAUUUUAGAAUAGUAAUAUUCCCCCCUUUUCUGCUUUUGCAGAAAGUAGAAGGAAGGAGGAUUAGUGGAUAAUUAUAUUGCUGAUUGCAGCACCUGUGUGUUAUUUCUUUUGAUUGGCUGGUUCUGUAUUAAAGAUUCCUACCAGCUAAAAGUCUCCCUCAUCAAAUGGCUUUUUGUUAGCUAGUUUUGGCUUAGGUUGUUUUAAAUUUACAACAAAAACCUUAAUUCAACUUAAACUUGUACUUUAAAUUGUGUUUUGAAUUUGUUUAUCAUUCCCUUUUUAUCUCACCCAUUUCAGUUUUUUAAUUUCAAUGUCAAUGGCAACAUGCACUCACAAUAGGAAUAUAGCUUGAGCUCUCCUGUUUUUGCUAGCCGUCAAGUUUGUGUAUGUCACCCAAUUUAUAGGUACUAAUAACUCUUCCCUAGAGAGUUGCCUUUUAAGGCAUAAGUGUUCUAAUCUAUUAUGAGGAGAUAUAGGAAUUAAUGGCUUUGGAUUAUGGUUGCCAUUGCAGAUGCUAACAGCACUGUGUUUAACUUUAUCAUCAUCUCAAUCACAAAACAUCCUGUUUAUAGAUUCGAACUGUGGUUUAAGUGUUAAAGUUCCUUGUGUCUCCUUAAUAUAUAUUUUCUGAAAGGGGGGAAAAUGUAAGUACUAUAGAUUAAGUUAGUUUGUUUUGAUGUUGUUGUUAAUCUGGCUACAUCAAACUUGGAAAAUUAUAAAGAAUAUUUAGCUUUUAGAAAGUGAGUUACCAAAAAAAAAAAAAAAAAAGGAAACUU